This is a messenger RNA of Hirsutella rhossiliensis, 432 nucleotides long. RefSeq lists its product as uncharacterized. Lineage: Eukaryota; Fungi; Ascomycota; Sordariomycetes; Hypocreales; Ophiocordycipitaceae. The record is from RefSeq and is a predicted model, not a curated record. The coding region runs from base 1 to 432 and encodes 143 amino acids. The transcript is spliced from 3 exons.
AUGGCGUCCACACUGUCUCUCGCCAAGACCCUCUUCGUCCCCGCCGUCGUCUCCCUCGUCAUCUUCCUCCUCCUCACCUUUGCCCUCGUGCCCAUCUGGCGCCGCUACCGCAACCGCUAUGCCCAGUACCUGCCCCUUGACUCCAUCUCGGAGCGCACCUCGUCGCUGCGCCAUCGCAUCAUGGGCCGCUUCGCCACCUUCGGCCCCUUGGCCACCUUCAUCGGCGGCAGGAAUGUCGCCUUUGCCCCCAACUCGGUCCUCGACGACGAGGCCGACGGCGAGGAGCUCGACGACGUGGACGAGGAGAUAUGGCGCGCCAUCGAGAGGCACGUCCCGGCGGUCCAGCCCGACAACACGCGGCGGCUGAGUCGCGAUUUAGAAGAAGGGUUCAUGGACGACAGCGACGACGAGCCGGUUCCAGGCCGGCCCUGA